Messenger RNA from Carassius carassius (crucian carp), 2117 nucleotides. Its product is annotated as CTP synthase 1-like. Lineage: Eukaryota; Metazoa; Chordata; Actinopteri; Cypriniformes; Cyprinidae. Gene Ontology annotation, biological process: pyrimidine nucleobase biosynthetic process; CTP biosynthetic process. The transcript is spliced from 18 exons. The coding region runs from base 94 to 2019 and encodes 641 amino acids. Gene Ontology annotation, cellular component: cytoplasm; cytoophidium. The record is from RefSeq and is a predicted model, not a curated record. Gene Ontology annotation, molecular function: identical protein binding; CTP synthase activity.
CGCGUCCUCCUCAGGCUGUCCGCGUGCGUGUGUUCCGCUGCGCUGAGCUCGAGCUGCACGUGUAGAUGAGCGGCGAGCGCGAGCGCCAGUGUGAUGUGCGCGCGUUUAUUCUCGUUUUACAAAAGCUGCUUUAGUGCUGUAGAGAUCGUUCAACAUCUGCCGCAUCGGGCCAGUCGAGCAUUUUACACUAAAUAUCCGAAUCUGUCAUCAGAUAUAUCAGAUCACCCGCGUGUGAUUGGCAGUAUGAAGUAUAUUCUGGUGACCGGCGGCGUGAUCUCAGGCAUUGGGAAAGGCAUCAUAGCCAGCAGCGUGGGAACCAUCCUCAAGUCCUGCGGCCUGCACGUCACAGCCAUCAAGAUCGACCCCUACAUCAACAUCGACGCAGGGACCUUCUCUCCAUAUGAGCACGGUGAGGUGUUUGUUCUGGAUGAUGGGGGAGAGGUGGAUUUGGAUCUGGGCAACUAUGAGCGUUUUCUGGACAUCAGGCUCACCAAAGACAACAACCUGACCACCGGGAAGAUCUACCAGUCUGUCAUCAACAAAGAGCGCAGGGGAGAUUACCUGGGCAAAACUGUACAGGUGGUGCCACACAUAACUGAUGCGAUUCAGGACUGGGUGAUGCGUCAAGCUAAAGUUCCCGUGGACGACGAUGGCGUUGAGCCCCAGGUCUGCGUCAUCGAGCUGGGCGGUACGGUCGGAGAUAUAGAGAGCAUGCCCUUCAUCGAAGCCUUCAGACAGUUCCAGUUUAAAGUGAAGAGAGAGAAUUUCUGCAAUAUUCACGUCAGUCUGGUACCACAGCCCAGCGCUACAGGAGAGCAGAAGACCAAACCCACGCAGAACAGUGUGAGGGAGCUCAGAGGACUGGGACUGUCACCUGACCUGAUUAUGUGUCGUUGCUCCACUCCGCUUGAUAACUCGGUGAAAGAGAAGAUAUCCAUGUUCUGUCAUGUGGAACCUGAACAGGUGAUCUGUGUACAUGAUGUGUCGUCCAUCUACAGAGUGCCGCUGCUCUUAGAAAAGCAGGGUGUUGUGGGAUACUUCUGUCGCAGGCUGAACCUGCCCAUUGAAACUAGACCCAGGAAAAUGCUGGCGAAGUGGAAAGAGAUGUCAGACAGGUCAGACAGGCUGUUGGAGCAGUGCUCCAUUGCUCUGGUGGGGAAAUACACCAAGUUUUCAGACUCGUAUGCCUCCGUGAUCAAAGCCCUGGAGCACUCCGCUCUCGCCAUCAGCCACAAACUAGAGGUUAAGUAUGUUGACUCUGCAGAUUUGGAGGCCAGUACACUACAGGAGGAGCCAGUGAGGUACCAUGAGGCCUGGCAGAAACUCUGCAGUGCCAAUGGUAUUUUAGUACCUGGAGGAUUUGGGGUACGAGGGACGGAGGGCAAGAUUCAAGCCAUCAGCUGGGCCAGGAAACAGAAGAAGCCCUUCCUGGGUGUGUGUUUGGGGAUGCAGCUCGCUGUGUGUGAAUUUGCUAGAAACGUGUUGGAUUGGAAAGAUGCUAACUCCACUGAAUUUGACCCAGAAACUAAUCAUCCUGUGGUGAUUGACAUGCCGGAGCACAAUCCCGGGCAGAUGGGAGGAACGAUGCGGCUGGGGAAACGGAGAACCAUUUUCAAAACCAAAAACAGCAUACUCCGGAAACUUUACGGAGAUGUAGAUUAUGUCGAGGAAAGACACCGGCAUCGCUUUGAGGUGAACCCAGAGCUGAAGCAGCAUUUUGAGAAGAAAGGCUUUCGUUUUGUGGGUCAGGACGUGGAGGGCGAGAGAAUGGAGGUCAUCGAGCUGGACGAUCACCCGUAUUUUGUUGGCGUCCAGUAUCACCCAGAAUUCACAUCCAGACCCAUAAAGCCAUCGCCGCCGUACUUUGGCCUGUUGUUAGCAGCAGCGGGGAGGCUUCCAGGUUACCUUCAGAAAGGCUGUCGGCUUUCACCACGAGAAACAUACAGUGACCGGAGCGACAGCAGUUCUCCAGACUUGGAGAUCACGGACUUGAAACUAUGCUCGCUUGCUCAGGAGUGAAUCAGCUAAUGGUAUAGUGCAGAAUAUGACGGUGUACAGGAUGAUUUACAGUAGAGCUGUAGUUUAUUUUAUUCUGCUUCUCUUUUCAGGGCCUGCUU